Molecule: messenger RNA, 1809 nt
Organism: Musa acuminata AAA Group (dessert banana)
Lineage: Eukaryota; Viridiplantae; Streptophyta; Magnoliopsida; Zingiberales; Musaceae
Product: homeobox-leucine zipper protein HAT14-like
Exons: 3
Coding region: 1054-1719 (221 amino acids)
Biological process (GO): regulation of DNA-templated transcription
Molecular function (GO): DNA-binding transcription factor activity, RNA polymerase II-specific; sequence-specific DNA binding
Source: RefSeq, a predicted model, not a curated record
CUGUUAAAGGAUGUGACAAAAGCAAACAAAAGCCAGAUUGAACAAUAGAAGAAGAGGCAAAUGGAAUGAUUGAGUUCUCUAAGCCAUGCUUUUGCUACUUAACCUACCAAUUCUGUAGCAUUUGCAAAGCAGAAGCAGCCAAAAGUCUUCUUUUUAAGGUCAGAUUGCCAGAUCAUGAGAUCUAAUGAUCGUGAUAGAUAGAUAGAUAGAUAGAUAGAUAAGACCUUUCAGCAAUAAUAAACACGAGUGACUGAUUCAAGUUCAGCUUUUAGGUGGUGGUUCGUUUCAACACACAGCUGUGCGUGCAUACAUCCUCAGGUCAUAUUAUUUUUACGUAAAACUACUAAAAAAAAUGGCUACAUUUGGGGAUGAAUUAUUGCCCACAAGUGGGAGUCAAACGUCCAAUGUCAUCCUCCAUCCUUAUCCUUUCUAGGAAUCAAAAGGCCAGUUGACUAAAAGUUUUAGUCAAAUCGUCAAUGGUCAACCCCGGAUUAUGAUCUCCCAUCUUAUCACGCAUGACCCACAAUCGCCGGUCAACUUUAUCCUCCUGCGAACGCUCGUUACUUCCCCACCAUCAGCUUCACCAACAUCCCCGAGGUAAUUGAUCUCUCGUUACGCUGAUGCGGACUUUGAGAACCAGGCGACGAUUGCAGCGGGUGCCGCAGCCGCUACGAGGUUGACCAGCCAUGCGUGCCUGAUACACGAGUGAGAAAGGUGUCGGGAGAUGCAUCGCAUCGAGACCCGGCAAUAAUAUAUAGACGACUUGGGUGGGGUGGUGACGUUGAGAAUUGGCCCUCACCGGUCAAUCCCGAGAAAGAGAUAAUUACUUGGACUUUUUGGAGCCGAAGGGAAGAAUAUGAUUCAUUGUUGCAGCAAUGGGUCUGAUACUGUUGGGUGAAACUUGGGUGGUGAUGUUGCAUUGAUUCACCUGCCUCCGAUUUCUCAAAGGAUGAUGGGUAACUGCCUUGAAGACUUUUCAUGCUGACUUAAAUGGGGAGUGUGGACCUUUGAUCCCACGUCCGACCACAUAACUUUGGACUCAUUAAAGCUGUAAUGACAUGUUCCAACCUUCAGCUUUUACUGUCCACAAUAAAUCUCCUCUUCCCCUUCUCAUCUCUUCCGCGGCAGAACCUCCUCCCCCCCAACAUGGAGGUAGAGGAAUGUGACACCAGUCUCACCCUCUCCGUAGGUGGAGAUUGUGCUGGUGGCCUGGUUUCCACUCAAUUCCAUGCCUUGUUCCCUUUCCACCACCACCACCACCACCAGCAGCAGGAAGAAGAAGAAGAAGAAGACUGUAGCAGGAAGACCAUCAUAGCAGGUGGCACGAGGAAGAAGCUAAGGCUCAGCCAGGAACAGCAAGCAUUGCUGGAAGACAGCUUCAGAGAGCACACCUUUCUUGCUCCGAAACUGAAGCAGGAGUUGGCCAGCCGGCUAAACAUACAGCAACGGCAAGUGGAGGUCUGGUUCCAGAACAGGAAAGCGAGGAACAAGUUGAAGCAGACGGAGGCGGAGCUGGAGACCCUCAAGAAGUACCGUGAGAGGCUGAGCGAGGAGAACCGGAGACUGAAGAGGGAGGUGGAGGAGCUGCGGAGCACGAGAAGGCUCGGAUCGCCGGAGCCGAUGGCGACCACGCUGACCAUCUGCCCGGCCUGCUUGAGGAAGACCAGCUGCCGAGCGCGACCCCAACGCCAAGGAGGGACGAACGGAGUCUCCACGUAGUGAGCUGGUCAGCUCUGUACAACGUAGAAACAAAAAAGGAAGGAAAUGUUAGCGUAGUAUAAGAUAAAUGGAAAUCUCUCUUUAGCACUA